Molecule: messenger RNA, 915 nt
Organism: Blepharisma stoltei
Lineage: Eukaryota; Ciliophora; Heterotrichea; Heterotrichida; Blepharismidae
Source: the annotation of a GenBank genome assembly
AUGCGUUCAGCGCCUUUAUCAAAUCGAAAGCCAUAUCCUCGAUCUUCAUCAGCUUUACGGCAGGCUCAUCCCAGUUUUCACAGUCGUUCAUCUACACCACUUGGCCUCAGAUCUUCACGAUUGACAGAAAGAAUUCAAUAUAGCCCUUGAAAUAUUUUAGAUAAUAUUGACUAUCCAUUUUAAUUUUAAAAUUUAAUUUGCACUUGUCAGCUUUUCGAAAAGUAAAAACAAAAUUAAAAAUCUCUGUUUAUGGCUUUGAGAUGCCAAAUUAGACUUAGACCGUAUAAGACAGGUGCCCUGGAUCAUUUUUUUCCUAGCCGAUACUCUAUAAGGGUAUAGAGAUCGAUUAUGGUGCAUAAAUUAUAUUCAGACUACCAUGAAGAGCUACAACAAUCCUCCGCCGAACUAAAACUCCUAAUGGAAGAACUUACCACUUUAAAUGAGCAAAAAGACGUUUUGCAGGACAUUGCAGACCAGCUUAAAAGAGAAUUAUAUUUAAGCUCGUCAUAUGCCAACAAAAUUAAAAAGAAUCACGACAAACUACACAAUGAAAACGCAAAAAUCAGAAAAGCAAAUGAAAAAAUAGGGGAGGACAGAGAAAGAAUAGGCAGAGAAAUCCGUAUUCUAGAUAAAGAAGUGAGAGAUAUAGACAAUGAAGUGAAGGAAAUAUAUGAAAAAUGCACAAAUAUCAAAUUGCAGAUGGAAGCUGAAGACUUAGCGAUUAAUGGGCUACUUAGUGUCACAAAGAAAAUGAAGAAAGAGUUAUCAUAUCAAAUGAAAGAAAGAGAUCAAUUUAAAAUUGAAUCCAAUGAAGCUGAAAAGCAAAUCUUUCAAAUAGAAAAUCGAAUUGAAAAAUUAAGGAUUGAAAAUGACGGUUUCUUAGAAAAAAUAAGUAAGAUUUCCAGAAAUGUAUAA